Molecule: messenger RNA, 1823 nt
Organism: Ilex paraguariensis (yerba mate)
Lineage: Eukaryota; Viridiplantae; Streptophyta; Magnoliopsida; Aquifoliales; Aquifoliaceae
Source: the annotation of a GenBank genome assembly
UACCUUCUUCUACAAAAUUUCACAAACCCAUUUCACCUUGAUCUCCAUUUUUUCAAAACCAUGGAGAUCAAAGCUGUAAAUGAACAGAACAAGAACACCCAGAACUCACCAAGAAAGAACAAGAAAGAUUUUUCUCUUGUUUCUAAUGAUGAACAAGUCCCUCUGUUAUUUCCCCAAAAAAUUGGGGACACUGAUCUUGGAAGAAGAAGAAUUGAAGGAGAGAUCAAUGGAGCAUCAUUUGUAGGCGCAGUUUUCAAUCUUUCCACCACCAUUAUUGGUGCUGGUAUAAUGGCAUUGCCUGCCGCCAUGAAAGUGCUAGGUCUUGGGCUUGGCAUGGCCAUGAUCAUCUUCAUUGCUGUAUUGACCGAGGCUUCUGUGGGGUUGUUGUUAAGGUUCAGUAGGGUUAGUGGGUCAGUUUCUUAUGGUGGUGUUAUGCAUGAGGCAUUUGGGAAUGGUGGAAGAAGAUUGUUGCAAGUUUCUGUGGUGAUCAAUAGCAUCGGUAUACUUAUUGUCUAUAUGAUCAUCAUCGGUGAUGUGCUAUCAGGGUCAUCUUCAAGUGGUAUUCACCAUGCUGGUUUGUUGGAAGAAUGGUUUGGAGAACACUGGUGGAAUGGGCGUGCCUUUGUCCUUGUUGUAACAACCCUUGGCGUGUUUGCUCCAUUGGCAAGUUUUAAGCGUAUCGAUUCAUUGAGAUUCACAUCUGCAUUGGCAGUUGCACUGGCAAUUGUUUUCCUAGUCAUCACUGCAGGAAUCACAAUUGUUAAAUUGGUGAAUGGAAGUAUUGAAGUGCCCAGAUUGCUCCCUGAUGUUUCUGAUAUUAAUUCGGUCUGGAAACUCUUCACAGUGGUCCCUGUUCUUGUCACCGCCUAUGUCUGCCACUUCAAUGUGCACAUUAUCGAGGAUGAGCUUGAAGACCCUUCCCUGAUACAAAUGGUUGUGCGCACUUCAUUGGGUCUAUGCUCCGCUGUUUACCUAAUGACAAGCUUCUUCGGUUUCCUCCUGUUUGGCGAUUCAACACUUGACGAUGUGCUGGCCAACUUCGAUACCAACCUUAGCGUUCCUUAUAGUUCUCAGCUCAAUGAUGUUGUUCGUGUCAGCUAUACUCUCCACCUCAUGCUUGUUUUCCCAGUCCUAUUCUAUCCACUUCGCCUAAAUUUGGAUGGCCUCCUCUUUCCCUCUGCGAGGUCUUUGGUUUCAGAUAACCUUCGAUUUGCACUGAUUAGCAUGGGUUUGAUUUCUCUGGUCUUUUUAGGUGCAAAUUUCAUACCCACUAUUUGGGAUGCUUUCCAGUUUACUGGAGCAACUGCUGCAGUGUGCCUUGGGUUCAUCUUUCCUGGGGCAGUUGCUCUAAGGGAUGCCCAUGGCAUAGCUACAAAGAAGGACAAGAUCUUAUCUAUUUUUAUGAUUGUUUUAGCGGUGUUUGCAAAUGUGGUAGCAAUAUACAGUGAUGCCUACGCCCUAAUCAAGAGAGAUGCAUCCCCCAUGUGAAUAAUCUCGGUAGCGUCGUCGUUAGCAGAUCAGGAGAAAGUUUCUCCCAUCAGUUGUUGCAAAUGGCUCCAAACUGUGUGACCAUUUAAAAUCUGGUUUCAGAAUCGUAUUGUUUGUGGAGGGGACAUUGGAGAAGCUAAAACACAUGGGUGAAUGGUACUCAAAUAUACAGGUUGAGGAGUUCUAGCAGUUCCCAUAGUGUUAAAUUUUCAUUGGAUACUGAUCUGUCCUCUGCAUUUAUCUAUUGCUUACAAAGCUUCUGGCACUGGAUCAUAAUACAUGGGUGAAUCUUCCUGUUGUCGUCUCUUUUCUGUGUUUCAUCAUCCGAAAGUUGG